UUGGAUGAUCAAAUCUUGAGUGAUGCAGUAAUAAGGGAAGGCCUGACCCUAGUAGCUAGUGAGGAGAAAGAGAUUCCAACAAUCAGGAGUGGGGUGCAGCAUGUGGUGAUACUAAUCUUGGCCCAUAGCCUGCCCUCAGGAGGAUAUCCAAAGAGCCUGUGUUAUGGAAAACCUCACCUAGUUCCAGGAGGACGGGCUUUUGUGUGGCCAUUUGUCCACAAAUGUCAAAGACUGAGCUUGAACACCAUGACUCUACAGGUGGAGUCACCAAAAGUCUAUACAGCCCAGGGGGUACCCUUGUCUGUGAUUGGUGUUGCACAGGUAAAAAUUCAGGGACAGAACGAGGAGAUGCUCCUAACUGCAUGCCAGCUUUUCUUGGGUAAGAGUGAUGAAGAAAUCAGGCAGGUGGCACUUGAGACUCUUGAAGGUCAUCAGAGAGCCAUCAUGGGAUCUAUGACUGUGGAGGAAAUCUACAAAGAUCGGAAGAAAUUCAGCAAGCACGUUUUUGAGGUUGCAUCUACUGAUCUGGUGAACAUGGGGAUAACGGUGGUUUCCUACACUCUCAAGGAUAUUCGAGAUGAAGAGGGAUACUUGAAAGCCCUUGGGGAAGCUCGUACAGCUGAGGUGAAGCGAGAUGCUCGCAUUGGACAGGCAGAGGCCCGCAAAGGUGCUCAGAUCAAGGAAGCUCUUGCUGAAGAGGAACGAAUGGCAUCCCGAUAUUUGAAUGACAUUGAGAUUGCAAAGUCUCAGAGGGACUUUGAACUCAAGAAAGCUGCUUAUGAUAGUGAAGUUCAAACAAAGAAAGCAGAAGCAGAGAUGGCCUUUGAGCUGCAAGCUGCAAAAACCAGGCAGCGUAUCAAAGAAGAGGAAAUGCAGGUUAAAGUGGUCGAAAGGACCCAAGCCAUUCAUGUUCAAGAACAAGAGAUACAGCGGCGGAUCAAAGAGCUGGAAUCUAGUGUGAAACAACCAGCUGAAGCUGAAAGAUUCAAGCUGGAGAAACUGGCUGAGGGGAACAGGAAACGUGUCUUGCUGGAAGCAGAAGCUGAAGCAGAAUCAGUACGUCUGAAAGGAGAAGCUGAAGCAUUUGCCAUUGAAGCUCGGGCCAAAGCAGAGGCUGAGCAGAUGGCUAAGAAGGCUGAUGCCUGGAGAGAGUACAAAGAUGCAGCUUUGAUAGAUAUGAUGCUUGACACGCUACCAAAGAUUGCAGCAGAGAUAGCAGCACCUUUGGCACAGACAAAGAAGGUCACCAUGGUAUCAUCUGGGAAGGGAGAUGUUGGAGCAGCCAAACUAACUGGUGAAGUUUUGGAAAUCAUGUCCAAGAUGCCAGGUGUCAUCAAGCAGAUGACUGGAGUUGACAUGAGCAAGAAUUUCACAUUUUAUAUUCAUGAACUAGAAAUGAUAGGACCAAAGACAUAUAGAGGUAGGGGAAUAGCAAACAUA
Darwinula stevensoni is the source of this 1440-nucleotide messenger RNA. The record is from the annotation of a GenBank genome assembly. Lineage: Eukaryota; Metazoa; Arthropoda; Ostracoda; Podocopida; Darwinulidae.